AUGCCGACCGUCAAGAGCAAGAAGAAGAAGCCAAAGAAGGAGGUCAGCGAUGGGGAGGAGCAGGGGGAAGUGGGUCUGGAGGUGGAGAUGGAAGAACUGACCAAUAGGAGUCAUUAUGAAAGCAGAGACCCUUUGACUCCAGAGCCGCAGGAUCCAGCACCACAGAAAAAGAAGAAAAAGAAGAAGGCACCUGCUAUCGAUCAGGAAGCAGAGAAUGCUGAUGUACCAAAUGGUGACAUGGCGGAUCCAACGAUGGACGGAGAGGAAAUGACUGUUGCUGUAACCAGAAGGACAAAAAGGAAGAGGAAGGCGAAGGCGACUGAGCACUACAGCAAUGACCUGGGAGCAGAAGACGAUGAUAUCAUCACAGAUGCCCCGUCGCCCCUCCCCCAGCAAUCCCUGUUCGCCGCCCCACACGGACACAGCCAGCCGGUUGGCAAGGUCUUUGUGGAGAGGAACCGACGGUUCCAGGGAGAGCGAGUUGAACAGCUCCGACAUUCAGAGCUGAUGGAUGAUUACAUGGACCACAGACAGAUCUGGACCACCAGAGACAUCGCUUUGAGAGUCCACAGUGGCUUCAGGGUGAUUGGUCUAUUCUCUCAUGGUUUCCUAGCCGGCUAUGCAGUGUGGAACAUCAUUGUUGUGUAUGUGUUGGCGGGUGAGCAUAUGACCACGCUACCCAACCUGCUGCAGCAGUACCACCUACUGGCCUACCCAGCUCAGUCUCUGCUCUACCUGCUGCUGGCCAUCAGCACGGUGUCUGCAUUCGAUAGAGUGAACCUGGCUAAGGCCUCCAUGGCCCUGAGAGGAUUCCUCACCCUGGAUCCUGCUGCUCUGGCCUCUGUCUUGUAUUUUAUAGCCCUGAUUCUGUCCCUUAGUCAGCAAAUGACCAGUGAUCGCAUCAACCUCUAUCCUACUGCCAACGAGACUCUGUGGCCUCCAGGUUCAGAGCAGCAGAUCCUAAGGCCAUGGAUUGUAGUGAACCUAGUGGUGGCGCUGUUGGUGGGCCUGGCCUGGGCCGUUGUCUCUACACGGCCGGAUAUCGACUAUACAGAAGAGUUUUUGAUGACAAUGGAAGUAGAAGGAUACCCAAGAGGAGACGAGAACUUGGACAUCCCUGCCUGA
Molecule: messenger RNA, 1125 nt
Organism: Scomber japonicus (chub mackerel)
Lineage: Eukaryota; Metazoa; Chordata; Actinopteri; Scombriformes; Scombridae
Product: transmembrane protein 237A-like
Exons: 10
Coding region: 1-1125 (374 amino acids)
Biological process (GO): cilium assembly
Cellular component (GO): ciliary transition zone
Source: RefSeq, a predicted model, not a curated record